AUGGCCUCCAGCAUUGGAAAUGAAAAGAGUGUGAAUCCUGUUCUCCGAAUAAGUCAACUUGAUGCUCUCGAACUAAACAAAGCCCUGGAACAACUAGUGUGGUCCCAGUUUACUAGCUGUUUUCAUGGGUUUAAACCAGGGGUGUUGGCUCGUUUCGAACCAGAAGUAAAAGCGUUUUUGUGGCUUAUAUUGUGGAGAUUCACUAUCUAUACCAAGAAUGCAACUGUGGGACAGGCUAUUCUGAAUAUUCAAUACAAGAAUAACUUAUCUCAGACAGAGAAAUACCAACCUCUGAGCAAACACCAGAAGUUAUGGUAUCUUAUCUUCACUGUUGGUGGAGGAUGGUUGGAAGAAAGAUGUUAUGACUUAUUUAGCAAUUGUCAACUGCAAUCUUUCUGCAAAAUUAAACGUUAUAUUAACUUUGGAGCUGGACUUCUUAAACUUGGUGGACUUCUAAAUUUUCUGAUUUUUCUUCAGAAAGGAACAUUUGCAACACUUACAGAACGCAUUCUAGGAAUUAGGUCGGUUUUUUGCAAGCCACAAAGUGUUCGUCAGGUAGGAUUUGAAUACAUGAACAGGGAGCUCUUAUGGCACGGCUUUGCUGAAUUUCUGAUCUAUCUGCUUCCACUUAUUAACGUACAGAAACUAAAACUUAAAAUUUCUUCCUAUUCUUUGCCUAUUACAGGUCUUUCCAAUAGUGAAAACACAUUAGCGGCUCGCUGCAAGGAGUGUUCACUGUGUGGGGAAUGGCCUACCAUGCCUCAUACCAUAGGCUGUUCACAUGUUUUUUGUUACUACUGUAUUAAAAGUAACUAUUUAUUUGAUAUGUAUUUUACAUGUCCUAAAUGUGGCUCAGAGGUACAGAGUCUUCAGCCACUGAAAUAUAAAAUUGAAAUGACAGAAUUGCAUGCCUGAUAGGGAAUUGAUUUGAGUUUAUACUAUACAUGAAAUAUUAUGUUGCAGAGAUUAAUGGAAAAAUUGAGAAAUUAUUGUAAAGAGAUGGCUUAAAGA
This is a messenger RNA of Tauraco erythrolophus (red-crested turaco), 1011 nucleotides long. It is a transcript of the gene PEX2, whose product is annotated as peroxisomal biogenesis factor 2. Gene Ontology annotation, molecular function: zinc ion binding. Gene Ontology annotation, biological process: very long-chain fatty acid metabolic process; protein import into peroxisome matrix; fatty acid beta-oxidation. Gene Ontology annotation, cellular component: Cdc73/Paf1 complex; peroxisomal membrane. NCBI's taxonomy places the organism in Eukaryota, Metazoa, Chordata, Aves, Musophagiformes, Musophagidae. The record is from RefSeq and is a predicted model, not a curated record.